AUGACCAAUCGUUCCGAGGGCAUUGCCGGCAGGUUCCGGGGUUCCGGAGUUCUGGGGUUCUGUGGUUGCUCCCCUCCCGAAAGACCAUAUAAAACCAACUUGCAAAAAGUCCCACUCACAGUCAUUACCCCCAACCCUUCCUAUUCGGCAGUCUGUGGGAGAUAUCACUGGUAUCUGGACCGUAUCAGAGAUCUCUGCUCUAAUGUUGAUGCUGCCGCAGCCGGCAAGCCCACAGUCUCCACCCCGAAUGUGGAACAGUUUAACACCGUCAUCCAUUCAUUCAGUCAUUCCUCAGGAUAUUCCAAGCCUCCAGUAGUUGAAUGGAGUAGCCAAAUAGAAGGAUUGAAGGCAUGGAUCCGCUACACCAUUGCGGAGUUCCGCUCCCUUCUGAGUUGA
Molecule: messenger RNA, 396 nt
Organism: Paracoccidioides lutzii Pb01
Exons: 2
Coding region: 1-396 (131 amino acids)
Source: RefSeq, a predicted model, not a curated record